GACUCCAGAUCUUCAUCAUGAAGUGUUUGAUUCUCCUCUUCAUCAGCUGUACUUUGAUCAGUGCGCAGCCGCAGCCGUGCACGUCUCCCGGCCAGUAUGUCGGCAGCAUGUCACUGACAGCGGCUGACGGCAUCAUCACAUCUGCGGCCACUUACUCGUAUGAUUCUCAUGAUGAAAAACUCCGCUUCAGAAACUACAUGACGAUUCUCGGAGAGACGGUUUAUACGGAUCUGCUGAUGCACUUUAAAGAGGGUGUGAUGUAUGAAAUCGACUACUCGAGCUUCAGCUGUGAGAAGAAGGUUCUGGAGUCCAGUUUUCACCCCAUGCAGGUUCCUCCCGAUGCGGUCUUCAUGGGUCAGGUGGUUUUAGGGACCACAUCAGUUCCUGGUCUGGGUCUGUUGACCAACUCUUGGGUUGGAGGGAUCCCAGAGCUUCAAGCUGAGUAUAUGCUGACCUUCACCGAAUUCACGUGUCUGCCAGUCAGCGCGAUGGUCUACAUGCCUAACACGGGCUGGAUCACCAUCAGUUUCUAUAAUCAUCAGUUGGGCGAUCCGAACCCUAAAGACUUCACGCCUCCGUUCUUCUGUCAAACGGCAGUGCUGGAGGAACUCGAGGACUUGCCCAAAACGAACUUCUGGAAGGCAAUUCGUCAGUGAAACUGCAGCGUCACGCUUUCUUGACCUGCAGUGGAUUUUCUGUGUAAUUGAGCUCAUUUCUGUUGCUUUUGAACGAUUAAUAAAUCAUAUA
Messenger RNA from Xyrauchen texanus (razorback sucker), 747 nucleotides. Its product is annotated as ependymin-like. Bases 18 to 656 code for a protein of 212 amino acids. Gene Ontology annotation, biological process: cell-matrix adhesion. The record is from RefSeq and is a predicted model, not a curated record. Gene Ontology annotation, cellular component: extracellular region; lysosome. Gene Ontology annotation, molecular function: calcium ion binding. The transcript is spliced from 6 exons. NCBI's taxonomy places the organism in Eukaryota, Metazoa, Chordata, Actinopteri, Cypriniformes, Catostomidae.